GAGCAGUGGGAGUCCCCGUUUUGGGUUCCAGGCACAACGAUCGCCUAGCUUGGCCUCCCCGCGCCCCCUGCCCAUCGUUCGCUCGCUUUCUUAACCACCGCCGCCACCCACUAACACCACCGACAGCUGAUCGCUGCCGCGUACACAACAGGAGGGGAAAUAGAGGGCGGCCGCGCAGACUACAGCCCGGACAGGGAGCCCGCCACACUCGUCUUCUUGUGGCACGGCACGGCACGGCCCCAAGGGGUGGAGUUGGAACACCGCCACAAGCGACUAUCACGUCGACGGACCUCGCCCUCGCCCUCGCCCUCGCCCUCGCCGCCGCCUGACCGGGUCAUCAACCACCCACGCCUUGCUCUGCCGUCCUCUUGGCCGGACGCCCGCUCGUGAGGAGAGAGAGACAGCCACACAAUGGCCAACAUGAUGAACCGCAUCUGGUCUGGGCCCGCCGACCAGGAAACACCAAAAGCGUCGCUGUCGUCUGCCAAGUCCGAGGAGCGCAACCCGUUCGAUGCACUAACGCCGGCACCAGCACCAGCGCCGGCCCCGACGCCGGCCGCGGCCAGUGGCGCACCCAACGACCGGCUGGCUCCCUCGUCGAUGGCGCACCAGCGGGGCGACAGCGGGGGCAGCCUCAAGACGAUGCUGCAGCAGCAGCCGGGCGACGGCCUCCGGACGCCCGGCGGCGUCACGAGCCAUGCGAGCGUGCCCACGACGAGUGUGUCGACGACUGCCCCGGACUUCACCAUGAAGCUGCCGCCGGCCAAGGCCAAGCCAGAGACGAGCAGCGCAGGCAGCGCGACGGCCACAAGGAACACGUCGGCACCCAGGGGCCGCCUCACCGUCAAGCUCGUCGGUGGCCGCAACCUGGGCGCCCACGUGGGCCAGCCCUACGCCGUGGUGUCGUUUGAGCAGAACGAGUUCAUCGCACGCAAGCCGCUGGCCAAGGGGGCCCGGUCAUCUGCCUCCGCCUCCUCGUCGCACGACGGCGCGCAGGACAACCCCGUGUGGGACCACGAGGCCGCCUUUGAUGUUGUCUACCCGGACAAGCCCGUCUUUGUCAGCGUCUACGACCGCGACGCCGCCGAAGAGGGCUUCCUGGGCAUGCGCCUCAUCCGACCACGCAUGGUCCACGGCGUGUCGACCGACCAGUGGUACCCGCUCGUCGCCCGCGACGACGCCGAGGAGGACGACCAGCAGGGCCGGGGCGAGAUCCGGGUGCAGCUGCGCUACGAGCGCCUCACAUCCAAGAAGCACCUCACCCCUGCCGACUUUGACUUUCUCAGCCUCAUUGGCCGGGGCACCUUUGGGCGUGUGUUCCAGGUGCGCAAGCGCGACACGAAGCGCAUCUAUGCCAUGAAGGUCCUCUCGAAGCGCGAGAUUGCGCUCAAGAAGGAGGUCACACACACGAUGGGCGAGCGCAAGAUUCUCGAAAAGUCCCUCGAUUGCCCCUUUCUCGUCGGGCUCAAGUUCAGCUUUCAGUCGGCCCAGGAGCUCUACUUUGUCACCGACUACAAGUCGGGCGGCGAGCUCUUCUGGCACCUCCAGCGCGAGGGCCGCUUCACCGAGGAGCGCGCCCGCUUCUACAUUGCCGAGCUCGUCCUCGCCCUCGAGCACCUGCACAAGUACGACAUCGUCUACCGGGACCUCAAGCCAGAGAACAUCCUGCUGGAUGCCACGGGCCACGUGGCCCUCUGCGACUUUGGCCUCAGCAAGCCCGACCUGGGCGCUGGCCAGCUGACCAACACCUUUUGCGGCACCACCGAGUACCUGGCGCCCGAGGUGCUCCUCGACGAGAGCGGGUACAGCAAGCUCGUCGACUUUUGGAGCCUGGGCGUGCUCCUGUUUGAAAUGUGCUGUGGCUGGAGCCCCUUUUACGCCGAGGACACGCAGCAGAUGUACCGCAACAUUUGCUUUGGCAAGAUCAAGUUCCCACGCGGCGCCAUUGGCGACGACGGCAAGCAGUUUGUCAAGGGUCUUCUCAACCGCAACCCCAAGCACCGCCUGGGUGCCGUCAACGACGCGGCGGACCUGCGCAACCAUGCCUUUUUCAAGGACAUUGACUUUGAGGCCCUGUCGCGCAAGCAGCUCACGCCGCCCUUUAAGCCCUCGGUCGAGUCGGACGAGAGCGUGGCCAACUUUGACCCCGAGUUCACCGAGACGGACCUGAAGCAGAUGGCUUUCAUUCCCGGCUUUGACGGCGACGCCAAUGCGAGCAAGGCGGCCAUCCACAACGGCGCCAUUCUCAACAACAACGGCAGCGGCGGCGAUGGCCCGCACGGCGUGGCCAUUGGCAAAGACGGCGCCAAGGAUGCAGGUGUAGGCCCAAAAGCUGUCGCCGGUGUCGCUGGCGGGAAAAGUGGAGACGGUGGCGACGACGACGACGACGACGACAACCCGCUCUCGAGGAGCGUGCAGGACAAGUUCAGAGGGUUCAGCUACAGCGGCACGUACGACGGCAGCGUCGCCGGCAGCUUCGGCGGGCGCCGUGGCUCGGGCGGCUUUGGCCUGGCGGGCGCGAGCCUGGGCAUGAGCAAGAUGCAGAUGGACGACGACGACGAUGACGAUGGCAAUGACGACGGCGGGCCGAGGCGGGCGAGCCAUGCGCAGCACAACGGCGGCGAUGCAAAGAUGAGCGAGGCAGAAGAAGAGGCCGCGGGCAGGCCGGUAUCUGACGUAGACAUGGACCCUUGAUGACGACCGUAUCCUCCUCCCCUCCCCCUAAUCUCUUUCCUCUUCCUGGAGCCUGCCCCUUUCUUAUGUCUUGUCUCUCUUGUCUCUCCUGUCUCAACCUGAUGUACUUGUGUGGAGCUUGAAUCCGUCAGUUUCCAGUUCUUUACUUGGAAAGAGACGCGUCCGUUCUGAAAAGUAAAAGAAAAAAGUGCAAGAGGAGUGCAGAUCUUCUCGCAGGCGACUGGGCGCACAGAAGCUCGCAAGAACAGAGGCACAUCUGCCCCUCUAGCAUGACGGGGGCCAGAGGCGUGGCGCUGUCGAGCUGCGCGCGGCUGGGGAGAGGAGCUGCGGUGACAGGGACAGCCACGGCGACGGCCACGGCGACAGUCACGCGGCAGGCGGCGACGCUGUCGACGACGGCGCCUCUGAUGGG
Molecule: messenger RNA, 3106 nt
Organism: Acaromyces ingoldii
Lineage: Eukaryota; Fungi; Basidiomycota; Exobasidiomycetes; Exobasidiales; Cryptobasidiaceae
Product: kinase-like protein
Exons: 3
Coding region: 412-2694 (760 amino acids)
Biological process (GO): protein phosphorylation
Molecular function (GO): protein serine/threonine kinase activity; ATP binding
Source: RefSeq, a predicted model, not a curated record